CCUAUCAAAUUCCUUGUUGCAAGCGCAAAAUAAGCAUGGAGGUUGUGUUCAUCGAGAAAUGAUAAUUUUAACACAUUUAAUCGCUUUUUUUGUCAGAUACGCCAUGGAGAAAUUUUUAGGAAAAACCUAGAGGUCGAGGUAAAGGUAGAGGAAGAGGAAUAAGUUCCAUUAAAAAUCUCCAAGAACUAAGUGCUAGAGUUGUUGUAACAAAACCUGGGGUGUGCCCACAGCAGACAUUGGACAAAGAACAUCCUGAAGCUUUAGCACAGCAAGGGAUAUGUGGAAAAUUGGAAGAUACAACUGUAAGCCGGCAAGCACAACCCCAGCAGUAUAGAAAUUCAGGUAACUUGAAUAGGGAACUACUGAAGAAGGGCAACCCUAAUGUCAAUGUUGGAUGGAUGGAAUCAGUGUUGCAGAAGAAGAUUGGCAAUUCAGAUAUGGCAUCAGAGGAACAAAAGUCUUUAGACAAAAGCGUUCUUGUAGAGCUGGAAAAGCUUUGGACGGAGACAAAAGACAGAGAUAAACUUAAAAGCUCAAUCAGCCAAAUUUGUCAGAGAACUUUUAGCACCUCAGAAAACCCCUACCUGACUGUUAUCUUUUUAGUGGAAAAUUGUGAAGAUUUACGUGCAGGCAAAACUGUCUCUCUCUCUUUUACGGUGAUGAGAGAGUUUGAAAAAUGGGCAAAAGACAAUGGCAGCCAGUUUGAGCACUUGUUAAACAAUGGUUUAAAACUAAAAGCAUUCAGGCUUGUAACAACUUUUCACAUGCUUCUGUUUGAUCCUGUUGUGAAGUCUUUUUGCCUAAGACAUUCUGGGAAUGACUAUUUUGUGCCAUAUGUGAAGGCCUUCAUUUCUCAGGGAAAGGAUAAAGAGGCUGCCACUGUUGCUUCUAAACUAAACCUGCAGAGCCAUUUUGGAAUAGAGGAGAUUAUUGUUCCUCUCCUUCUACAAGACAAGGUGAAUAUAAUAGAAAAUUAUGUAUUUCGAGACAAGCAGCAGCAGGAAAAUGUGGUAGCCUUACUAGACAGGAUGUGUGAUCGCAGUUUUGAUUUGGAAGACCUACUAAGCAAGUCUGGAAUUUCAAGAUCGAAGAUAAAACGGGACAAACUGCAUCCUAAAGUUCUAAGCAAGUUGGCCAUCAGGUUAAUGAAGCUGUACCAGAUUCCUCCAGAGUUGUGUCCAAACAUUUGUAAUGCUAGAAGCCUUGGUGGAUUGAAGUUUCUCAUGUACAAACGGUAUAUUGAGCAAUCUUUGACUGGAGAAAUUUGGAAUGAACUGGUUGAAGGAGCUGUGACCACUGACUUUCUAAAGGAACAAUUAAUUGAUCUUUUAAUUGGUUACAAUGAGGUGGCAGAGGCAGUAAAGUGGGCAAGAUAUUACAACAUUGACUAUGAAAAACUGCCUGAGCAUUUACGGGAUACUAUGGCUGAUGCAGAAUACUCCAGCCCUGAAGCAGAGAGUGCAGAUUGGGACAGUGAAUGUUACAGUGAGAAGGAAGUCGAGGAUGCUGCGUACUACUCCCUCGACUUCCCAGAGGAGAACAUCAUAUUUGUUGAUAACAGGAGAGAUUUUUUACAACACAUCAGAGAAAUAUCACAGCCUGGAAACAUCAUCGGCAUGGAUGCAGAGUGGAGACCGUCAUUUGGAGCGUCCACGCCACAACGCAUGGCCUUAUUCCAGCUGGCCACUCAGAAUGUCAUCAUUCUCCUGGACAUGUUAGCAUUGACGGAAAGACUGACUGCUGAGGAUUGGAAGCAGUUUGCCGUCACUGUGUUUGCUAGUGACCACGUGUUAAAACUCGGCUAUGGCUUUGGCUCAGACCUUCAGAUGUUAGUUAAAAAGAUCCCCUCCAUGCAGGAGCCUCUGCUGGGUACCAAGAGAAUGGUGGACUUGCAGACUCUUCAUGCUAGAAUAGAAAAAUCAAUGCCAAAGGAACGGGUUCCCGACUUCAGUGGCAUGGAAGAGAAUGAUAGUGAUGAUGACAAGGUUGUAGAAGAUUCUGGAAGUGCAAGUGCUGCUCCCUGCAGUGAGAAGUCAUAUACAGUUAUAAAGACUUUCAAGACAGAAGAGCGCGGCCUGAGUGACCUGGUCAGACAGUGCCUUGGUAAGCCACUGAACAAGUCACAGCAGAUGUCAGACUGGGAGAGGCGACCCCUCAGACCUGCUCAGAUCACUUACGCUGCCUUGGAUGCGUAUGUGCUGUUGGAAGUGUAUCAGGUCUUGACAUCUAAGAUCACUGCCUAUGGACUGAAAGUGAAUCCUGAACCAAACAUUCCUAUUGGUAAUGUUAAGGGAAGCAAAAAGUCUCGACAGCAAAGAAAGCAAGAUCAUGUCAGAGAAAAACAGAAAGAGUUAGCUCCACAAACUGCAGAGCAUCAAGAUCAGACAGCCAGAGAAGGUCAUUCCACUGCCACCCCCAGGCCUGCCAUAACACCAGGUGAGCUCCAGCUGGUUGUAGAUAAUAUGUUAGGUGGCUUAGGGAGACAGCUCCGCUGUUGUGGAGUUGAUGUGGUUAUGUUAAAGGAUCAUGAAGACCACAGUGAAGCCAUUGAGAUUUCCAGAAAACAAAAUAGAAUCAUUCUCACAUCAGGAGAACCUUACAAGAUGAUCAGAGGACACGUUGGUGAGGAGAUGUGCUACAACGUUGCAUGUGAUGUAUCAAAAAGGGAACAAGUUGUGGACGUUUUACAGCAUUUUAAUGUGAUAGUCAUGCAGCGAGAUAUAUUCAGCCGUUGUCAGGUGUGUAAUGGAAGCAACUAUAUCAAAAUUCCACAAGCAGCAAUGAAGGCAGCAUGGCUGAGGAAAAAGGUGCUCAGCCAACACAUUCCUUCUCCUGGUUCACCAAACACACUCCGCCUAGAUCCUCAUAUGAGGCACUAUGAGAAAGCACUGGCUUAUCUUGGCAUUGUCCUAUCAGAUGUAACUAUACAGGACACAGGGUGCCCCCUAAUGGUUGAAACUGUACCAGAGGGCAUUUUAAACAGCAUGGAGUACUUUUAUGGAUGUGGAACUUGUGGCAAAGUAUUCUGGGAAGGACCCCAUUUUGAAAGGACAUGUAACCAGUUCAGUCACGUUUUACAAGAUUCUAAAACAAAUGGGCCUAAAACUGUGUAUGAUGCUGUAUGACAGAUUUUAUUUACUCCUAUUUCUUAGUGAUAAUGCCAUGUAUUAAUAUGAUGCCCUCUAUGACUUUCAAAUCUGGACUUACAUAUGGUUUUAGUAUUGAAUUUGAUUUUAAUUCCAUUUUUAUGUACAGACAGUGUUUCAGACCACUGUUUGUUUGUGAAUAUAUUACCUCUGUCGGCUGGUGUUGGCACCUUGCACUUUUACGUGUUAAGGCAAUAAAUGAAUAACUAUGUGUCU
Lingula anatina is the source of this 3362-nucleotide messenger RNA. RefSeq names its product exonuclease mut-7 homolog. Gene Ontology annotation, molecular function: nucleic acid binding; 3'-5' exonuclease activity. Gene Ontology annotation, biological process: nucleobase-containing compound metabolic process. Lineage: Eukaryota; Metazoa; Brachiopoda; Lingulata; Lingulida; Lingulidae. The record is from RefSeq and is a predicted model, not a curated record.